Messenger RNA from Stylophora pistillata, 531 nucleotides. RefSeq lists its product as uncharacterized. Lineage: Eukaryota; Metazoa; Cnidaria; Anthozoa; Scleractinia; Pocilloporidae. The record is from RefSeq and is a predicted model, not a curated record.
GCACUGCGACCGAGCAGAUUCGAAAUGGCACUUAACAGACGCGACUUGAAGGUGAUCUCGGUCAUCCAGCUUAUCAUCUUUUUGGUGUUUUUCAUUUUGGGCCUUGUGGAUGGAUUACAUGUGCGCUUCGCAUUUUCCAGCAUGACUUUCACAUCAAUCUGGCUAGCCAUCCUUGUGUUGAACGCUGGUAUCAUGGGCAUAACUUUGAGCACCAUGCAGAGACCUUCCUUAACCCUGAUGAAUUUCUUGCAGUCUGUGUGCGUAACCUGUGCUGCAAUAUCAGCUAUAACCAUGUACCACUACCUGUACGCUUGGUCCCAAUUGGUGGCUGUGAGUCAAUCAUCGCUAACUAGUAAUACACUGGAUCCCUAUUUCUUGACAACAGACAAGGAAGCAAAAUACACUCCAAAGCAAAAAUCCAUGGUGACUGUUUCCUUCCUGACCAUCAUGUUCUCCAUCAUUGAGAUCAUUCUUGCGGUGGCAACCAUCAGGACUAGUGAUGUAGGUGACAAGGGCUCGCAGGAACCUCAA